AUGGCGGUGUUUGAAGACGAGGAAAAAAUUGAGGAAAAAAUUGAGGAGGAAAUUGAGGCGGAAGUGGACGGUGAAGAUGACGACGAGGACGAGGACGAGGACGAGGACGGCAGUGAUGAGGACGAAGAGAAGGACGUAGAACCGGAAAGUGGUGGUCGGGGACCGGCUCAGCCGGUUUACGGUGAGGACGACGACGAUGAGGCUGGAGAAAACGAAGAAGAUGACAACGAUGAUGAUGAUGAUGACGACGACGAUGACGACGAUGAUGACGAGGAUGGAGAAGAAGACGAAGAGGAGGAUCUGGGCACGGAAUACCUAGUCAGACCAGUUGGUCGUGCUGAGGAUGAGGAAGAUGCUAGUGAUUUCGAACCCCAAGAGAAUGGUGAAGAAGAUUUUGAGGAUGAUGAAGAGGACGAUGAUGGAAAAGUUGAGGCACCACCAAAGAGAAAACGAGCAGGCAAAGAUGACUCUGAUGAUAGUGAUGGUGGAGAGGACGAUGAGAGACCAUCCAAGCGGUAG
Fraxinus pennsylvanica is the source of this 519-nucleotide messenger RNA. The record is from the annotation of a GenBank genome assembly. Lineage: Eukaryota; Viridiplantae; Streptophyta; Magnoliopsida; Lamiales; Oleaceae.